Molecule: messenger RNA, 621 nt
Organism: Linum trigynum
Lineage: Eukaryota; Viridiplantae; Streptophyta; Magnoliopsida; Malpighiales; Linaceae
Source: the annotation of a GenBank genome assembly
AUGAGUCGCAAGAGAGAUAAACCCUACUUUUCCGGGCCCGACCGCGCUCCUCUACCUAAGCGCCGUCGCCCUCAUCCACCACCGGCAGCGGAUGACAACCCCGCCGCCAAAGGCAAGACGCAUCCCCCGGCUUCUGUGGUGGUGAUGGGAUUAUCCCCAGACUGCUCCGUCCUGGACCUCAAAUCACGAUUCGAGAUCUACGGCGCAAUCUCCCGAAUCCGAAUCGACGGCGUCGGCUACAUCACCUUCCGGUCUAGGGAGUCCGCCGAAGCUGCCAUCGCGGCUGCCCUCGACGAUUCCUUCGGCAUCACGGUUGAUUCCAGACGGCUACAGGUGUUAUGGGCAACAGACCCACUCGCUAAGUGGAGGGAAGGAAUCGGGGUUGGAGUUAACAAGAGCAACGAUAGCUCACCGUCGUCAGGAUCAGCUUCCAAGCUUCUGAGGGGAGAGCUUCCACUCCGCAGGCAUGGCAGAGGGAAGAAGCUUGCUUCCGCUAUUGUAAACCCGAGGAAUAAUACCAGCAGCAGCACAUCGGAAUCUGGUGCUUCUGCUUCUGCUUCCAAGACAUUGGAUGUGCCUUUCCGUGGCCGAGAAAUCGUUGCUUACGAUGAUAUCCUGUAG